GUGUGGUGGAGCUGAAGAUGGGCACACAUGGGUUGCCUAAGCUCGGGUGGUGGAGGGUGAAGGUGGUAGCUGGGGACACAAGUACACUAUCAUCCCUUCUACAUCACCAAGUAUUUUCAGUCCAGGUUUGAGGUGCUGGUGGAGGCGCCCUUCUUUACCGUGGCGAGCGAGGGGGCGAUAGCUGGCAGGUUCGGCGCCUUCUUCCUCACCUACAUGCCCGUGGAGGGGUCAGCCAACGUCACUGUGUACAUGAAGGAACACUGGAAGCUCCCUGACUCUGCGUAUAAGAAGGUGCUGACUGACCAAGUGGGAUAUGUGAACGGCUGGCGAGACUUCCGCUAUCCACUGAGCCAACUGCAGGCCAACCACUCCGGUGACCUGACCUACGCUGAGGUGAAAGUCAAGGUUGCAGUGAGACAUGCCUUCAUCGGAGACAUCAACUACGGUCACGCUAAAACUCGUUUAGUGUCGCCUGGUGUGAAGUUAGCGUUCGUGGGAUCCGCUCCUCUGGUGUUCAAGCCUGGCAUGACGCUCUCUGCUGCUGUGGCCGUGAGUUAUGAGGACGGCGAAGCACUGGAGGCGGAGAAGCUGCGUCAGUCCACCCUCACCAUCAGCGCCUCUGUGACCCUCGCGUCUGGGGGCACCGAACACCUGCCCAGGAUUAUCGCGGAGCCUAUCAACGUGCACCGCCUCAUGCACCCCUGGGACACGAGCACCAGCAGACACAACCUCACCAGCGGCAGUCUCCUGAAGGAAACGCUGGCGGAGGACAACUUAGCCAAAAGCAAGAUCGUGAAGGAUGACUCUUUCCGCGACAACUUCACGUACCCCUCAGGACUGCAGGACCGCGUGUGGAUGGGGCAGGAGGAGGCAGGGGAGAGGAUACGGUCUGUUCUCAAGCAUCACUCAGCUUUCGUGCGUUACCAGGAGGACGGAAUAUUGGAAUUCACUCUGGAGGUACCUGAGGGAGCGAGGGGUCUGGAGGUGCACGCCAACUACAGGGACACGGAGGGGGCGGCGGCGGCUGCGUCCAUAGGGGGGGAGCCCGUGCACUCUCCCAAGGGACGUUACCUGCACGUGACCACCAGCACCGUCACUGCCACCGUUGGGGAGUUUGCAAUCUUCCACAUCAGAGCAAAUUUCCCCAUGGAUUGGUUCCAGUACGUGGUGCUGGCUAAGGGGGUACUGAUCCACUCGGAGACAGAGCAGGUGAAGUGGUCUGGCAGGGAGGUGGUGACAACCCUCAGUCUUGCCAUCGCCCGAGAGAUGUCGCCUCGCUUCACGUUGGUGGUGAUGCACGUGGCACAGGACAACCACGUGCUAGUCGAUACCAUUAACGUGUCUGUCAAGCUUCACUAUUCCAAUCCGGUGAAAGUUGAACUGAAUCAGCAUAAGGACCACUCCAAGAGGACGGUGGAGGCCUCGAUGCGCGCUGCCCCGGGGACCCACCUGGCCCUAACCUGCACGCGCUGGCCCGCCUGGCUCGCCCACCACUCCGGCCGCAUCACUCCCGCCACUCUGCUGAAGGCGGUACUACAGAUGGAGCCACAUCCAAGGUCCCUCUACACGGUGCGGCGCAGGUCACGGAGCGGGUCACAGACUGAGAAAAUAGAGUCCCUAUCAGCAGAGAGCACGGGGCAGUGGCCGCUCGCUUCCCUCCACCAGGCUGGCUUGACAAUACUUACUGAUGCCAUACUCCCCUCGCCACACCACCUCGGGCGCUGUGACCACCAGAUGGGCUUCCUGGAGUGUGGUGACGGCACGUGUUACCGCCAGACAGAGGUGUGUGACGGGUACGCCCACUGUCACAACCAGGCGGAUGAGCUGCACUGUCUGGCGGUCUCUCACGAGUACGAGCAGUCCAACACCACCUUGGAGGGCCGGCUGCUGAUCACUCCAGAGCUUGAGGAGGAGCAGUUUCGUGUGACGCAUCGCUCCUGGUGGCGUGACCUCUUUGACGUCAAGGAUGGAAGCUGGUGCCUCACCCAUACGUAUUUUGGCCACAAGGGGUACCAGAGGGUGGAGUUGGACGUACCACAUUCUCCGGGGCAGUGGGUGGUGGAGGGCUUUGCGACACACCACCACCACGGCCUCCACAUUCUCUCCGAGCAGAGUUACAACGCCACCCCGCCGCUCCUCAUGCAGGUGGAGGGGCCGUCCUUCUGCCGCAGGGGGGAACAGAUCGCCAUACGCGUGCACCUGUACAACUCCCUGGCGCAGAACAUGCUGGUGAUGGUGGUGCUGGAGGGCAGCGACGACCACCGCUUUGUGCACGUUGAGGGCGACGCGUCUGUCAGCCACUACAACCCCAGGCUCUCCCGCGGCGACCACCAGCACCUCAUUACGGUGCGGGGCGGCAAGUUCAUGGAGGUGGCGCUGCCGCUGGCCGUGAUGAAACAGGCUGGGGACUUCACGGUGACAGUGCGCGCCCUCUCCCAGCUGGUGACGCGCACAGCCACCCUCAAGAUCAAAGUGCAGCCAGAGGGAGCUGAGGUGAGAAAGCACACAUCCAUUCUCCUCGACCUCAAGAAUCGUGCCACAGUGUACGAGUUCUUUAACCUGCCAGUCGACCAGAGCCCAGAGAUCAGCAAGAGUAUUCUGAGGCGCUUUGUCUACGGGUCCCCGAGAGCUUCUGUCACUGUGUCAGGUGAUGUGUUCGGGCCGGUGCGAGGCGACGCGACCCUUAACUUCCAGCAAGCCUUCAAGGGCCGUUUCUUCAAGAGCAAUGACGGCGUGGCGUUCAACUUCGGCUCGACGGUGUGGACUCUUCACUACCUGCGCCUCACUAACCAGCUGUCCACCGCCGACGUGAAGAAGGCGUUCCAGUUCCUCAAUGUGCAACUGGCGGGGCUCCUCACGCGCUACAAGGACGGAUCUUUCAAGAUGUGGCACUUCUCUCAGCCCUCCGUGUGGGUGACGGCGUGGACUCUGCGGGUAAUUCUGGCGGCGCAGCUGGAGGACUGGGAGAACCUAGUGUACGUGGAGCCGCGCCUGAUCACGGAUACCAUCGACUUUCUGAUCAAGCACCAGGCACCGGACGGCAGCUUCCAUGAGACAGAGCACUACGAAAACGCCACGCUCUGCUACACCAUGAGCUUCAAGGGUCUGUCUGGCGGGGAUCCUAUGAGGCCUCGUGAUGAAAAGGACAAGCCUCUGGUGGCACUGACGGCUCUGGUAGUGACGCUGCUGCGGGAGGCGCUGCCCACCGUGACGGGGGAGGUGCACGGGAGGGCUGUGGGCGCCAAGCUGCGAGCCAUAAGGUUCCUGGAGCGCCAUCUGGACCAGCUGUGGGACCCUUAUGAGGUGGCCAUCACCACUUAUGCCCUCACCAUGGUGGCCAGCACGGAGAAGGAGGUGGCCCUUAAGAUCCUGGAGUCCAUGGGGAGGAGAAGCACAGAGGGAGGGCUGCACUGGUCACGUGACACGGUAUCCAGUAACAACCGCCUCGCCCAGGAUAACCAGAGGAGCUUCCUGCUGCCGAAGGAACCUCAGGAGUGGGAUUCCUACGCCGUGGAGGCCACCAGCUACGCCCUCCUCACCUUCCUGCUGCGGGAGGGCGUCACCCCGCGCGUGGAAUCCAUCGUGCGCUGGCUCACCUCCGUGCGGGACUGGGACAUGGCCUUCAGCGGCACUGUGGACACAGUGUUAGCCAUGCAAGCCCUCGCGGAGUACAGCCACAGGGCGAGGCUUCGUGACGUCACCAACCUGGAUGUGCGUAUUGAAGCCUCCUCCUCUCCUGGCUUCUCCGAGGAACUGUCCAUCACCAACCAGUCCAUCUCAGCCAAACACUCCUUCCCAAUCCCGCGUCCUUGGGGUCACGUAUACUUGGAGGCGCGGGGAUCAGGUCAGGCGGUGGCACAGAUGGAAAUCACCUGGGGAGUUGACCUCGAUCGGUAUCUGGAGAAGCCCCCGCGGAAGUAUUUUGACCUGACCGUGACGGAGACUUACCCUCGCUUCAGAAACAAGUCCAUCAUUUACACGGAGAUCUGUACCAGGUGGACGGCAGUAGAGGUGUCCCCGGUGAGCCACGCGGCGUACCUGGAGAUCGAGGUGGCCACAGGGUACUUCAUAUCCCAGCCGACCGCAAACAACAUUGUCAAGAAAAUUAUGGAGGGGUACUUCCCGCAGCUUGUCGACGUCAAAGUGUCGCAAACCAAAUUGUCCUGGCAGUUUAGUUAUGUGCCCAGCGAUAAGAUGAAUUGCUUUAAUUACACCUUAAGACGUCACUUCCCAGCUGCAAACCUCACUGCUGUUCGCUAUGCCACUAUCUACGAGCUCUUUGCCCCAGAGCACUUCGAGACGACAAUGAUCAACUCCACCAGUCUGGCCGCCCUUGACAUCUGCGAGGUUUGCGGCUCCUACCAGUGUCCUUACUGUCCUUACUACAGCGGCAAGGCUCCCCACGUCCACCCCUGCCUCCUACUCCUUGUCCUCGCUGUCCUCUUACACUUCUCCUUCAUUCUCCCGGCGCCAGCUUUAACGGACCAGGAGGGGGGAAAAAAUCGGCGUUUGAGAGACUAGUGCAUUGGUGUGGUGGUGCCGGACCAGUCGACCUUCAGUUGCCAGAGGUUUCUGCGCUGGUGAAAUAUUCUGUCUCGCCGCCGCCCUCGUGUAAAAAAUAGGCGGACUGCAUUCUCAAACGCUCUAGUGUCAUAUCUCGGUAACUUUCAAGCCCCUAGUGGAAGUUAUCGGGGUUUACAAGAGUGUUUUCUGAGCUGCGUUAAAUAUUUUGACUCGCCGCUGCCUUGGUAUAAAAAAAAAAGCUGACUGCAUUUUCAAACGUUCCACUAUCCUAUCUUGGUAACUUUUAUGUCCCUGGUGGACGUUAUCGGGGUUUGCAUGGAUGUUUUCGUUCCUCUAAUGAUAGUUUGACAAGUAUUUUGUAUCAUCAAUAGGGCAAACACUCUUGUGAACCUGACUAAUCACCUCUGUGGCUUUUGGAAAUAAUCCUUGUGAGUGAUGCAAAGCGCUUCAAAUCUCGAGUACAGACGAUUACGUAAUUAUAGACUCGUUUUAUCUUUUAAUCCGAAGCGCGUGAACUGAUGAAAUGAAGCAGCAGCAGCAGACUCGUUCACGUUCCCUGCUGAUCCUGCUCCAACUGACGUCUUCCCAAAACCUGCUACGCUAUUAGUACAAAUCCAAGUGUUGAUAUAAAUGUAUUAGAUGUAUGAGUGUGAUUUUUGUUAGAUGUGUGUUGUGAAGAAAGAACUGCAAGAGAGAGAGAGAGAGAGAGAGAGAGAGACUCAGUCCACCUAACUGUGCCUUUAAUAAGUGUUUUACUCGCUCAGUGCCGCACAAAAGUUGAGAGAAAAUGGUGAAGGAGGUCAGGUGUGUGCGGGAGCCUGCCAACCCUUCACAGGUGACAUUGAGAGGCGAGAUAACACAGAUAAAUGAUAAAAGAUAAAAUGAAAUAAACAAAUAAUUAAAACAGAUACACAUGAUUAUACAGUGGUAGUGUAACGUGUGUGUGUGUGUGUGUGUGUGUGUGUGUGUGUGUGUGUGUGUUGCUUUUAACAUUUUGAUACUUUCACGCUAUAAGUCAGUAGCUUGUCUUAUUAUUAUUAUUUUUUCUACGAACGUGUUGUAAAUUACUUGUCCUUGUUUGUAGCUGUGUGUGUGUGUGUGUGUGUGUGUGUGACCUUGCCCUUCUUGUACCUUCCAUCUCCCCCGUAGUGUUGUUACGACAUUAGUCUUUAUAUGAUAACCACUGUAAUAAACGUGUAGCAGCUAACCAUG
Messenger RNA from Scylla paramamosain (green mud crab), 5736 nucleotides. RefSeq names its product CD109 antigen-like. The transcript is spliced from 27 exons. NCBI's taxonomy places the organism in Eukaryota, Metazoa, Arthropoda, Malacostraca, Decapoda, Portunidae. Gene Ontology annotation, cellular component: extracellular region. The coding region runs from base 214 to 4521 and encodes 1435 amino acids. Gene Ontology annotation, molecular function: protein binding; endopeptidase inhibitor activity. The record is from RefSeq and is a predicted model, not a curated record.